Messenger RNA from Salvelinus fontinalis (brook trout), 3310 nucleotides. Its product is annotated as homeobox protein DBX1-A-like. The transcript has 4 exons. Gene Ontology annotation, biological process: regulation of transcription by RNA polymerase II; cell differentiation in spinal cord. Lineage: Eukaryota; Metazoa; Chordata; Actinopteri; Salmoniformes; Salmonidae. Gene Ontology annotation, molecular function: DNA binding; DNA-binding transcription factor activity, RNA polymerase II-specific. The record is from RefSeq and is a predicted model, not a curated record. The coding region runs from base 1005 to 2015 and encodes 336 amino acids.
AUGUGCAGUGGGUCUACGUCUGGCGCACUGAAUGAAGACUUUGCAAAGCCCGUGAUAUUUAACACAUCUGUUAAAGCGUUCCGAGAGCAGAAAUCCGUUUAAGACAUUAUUCCAUGACGAGGUCCAGAUUGAGCGUUGAGAAUCCGAAGAAACACGAAGCCAAUGGACAUUUUACGCAAUCCACAUAUUCCUAAGUAAAUUCCCAUUUUAAAGUAGGGUAGUUGUUAAGGUUGCUAAAUGAAACCAUGGCGAUUAGAUUUAGCCUAUCGUUGUUGUCAUGAUUGUGAAAAUUAUUGUCAAUAUUCAUAGCCUAUAUUAUUUAUGCAUUCAUGCAAUAUUUAUUCAUUAUAUUUUGUUGUUGUAAUACGAAUUAAUUGUUGUUGUUGUUGUUGUCGUUAUGAUCGCGUUAUUAUAGCCUAAGCAAUGGGGUAUAAACUCAACUGCAUUCAAUUGUAAUUUUUAGUGGGCUAUAGCUUUCAUUAGGACUUUUGAUCCAUUAAAAAACAGCAGGGGAGCCGAAUAAAUAUAGCUGCUUCUCCUGGUUAAGCCCUCAUUCAGAAGCUCCAAAUUAUGUUUGAAUCUUUUAGGAUAGCUUUUUAAUUAGCCUGCGUGCGUCUCCACCAAACAAAACCCAAUCGCAGGGCCUCAAUGGAACGUGGUCAAUAUGCAAAAUUGAUGACUAUGCCUCUUUUGUGGAAGGGACAUUGUGUGUUCCUUGCUUAUGAAGUCUAAUCCAAUCAUAAAUUGCACUCUCUAGCCAAUCAGCGAUCCCGGGACGGCGCUUGAAAGCGACUCAUGUAGAGAACUUUGUUGAACCUCAUUGUUAAGGCUGACAGUUCUGAAAGGAGCUUUGGGGCAGCCUGCUAUAAAACGCCUCUCCCCAGAGUAGAGGGGCCAGAGGAGUGAAGAUAGUCAUUCAGAUUGGAACCUAUCAGAUCCUCACUUGUUCUUGACGGAGUAUUUCAACAGAUCGUUUCGUGUUGCGUUAUAUUACAGACGGGACCAUGAUGAUCCCAAGUGUCCUUGCGCCUAAUGCGAUGUACCCAGUCCUUUACCGCCCCUCCGCCUCCUUGCCGCUCCAGCGGUCUCUGCAGAACGCGUUUCCAACCCACUCCAGCUUUCUAGUGGAGGACCUGCUACGGAUAAGCAGGCCGGCGGAGUACCACUUCAGCCGGACGCUCCCCUCAGCAAGCGUCUCCCCGGCGACAACCACCACAACCAUGUCCUUCUGUGCCAUGCCACAGGAGCGCAUCGUCUCUCCAACUGCCUCGACGCGUGACUCAUGCUCUCCGAAAACGUCACAACUGAGUAGUAAAGACCCAACUUAUCUUAAAUUUGGAGUCAGCGCAAUCCUUGCACCAUCACCAAAGACCGCAUCGUUGCCCCCCGCCAUUCAUCACAGUAUGCACCCCAAGGUCUUCUCUCUCCCCUACUUCGACGGAUCCUUCCACCCCGCCUUCUUCAGGUCUACAUAUUUCCCAGCAUCUUCAUCCGUCGUGCCCAUCCCCGGGACCUUCUCUUGGCCGCUGGCCAGCAGAGGGAAGCCGAGGAGAGGGAUGCUCAGACGGGCAGUGUUCUCUGACGUGCAGCGCAAAGCUCUGGAGAAGAUGUUCCAGAAGCAGAAAUACAUCAGCAAACCAGACAGGAAGAAGCUGGCCUCAAAGCUCGGUCUCAAAGACUCACAGGUUAAAAUCUGGUUCCAGAACCGCAGAAUGAAGUGGAGGAACUCUAAAGAGAGGGAGCUCCUGUCUUCAGGAGGUUGUCGCGAGCAGACCCUGCCCACCAAAACGAACCCACACCCAGACCUCAGCGACGUCGGCAAGAAGUCCUCCGCGGAGGAGGACGAGAUGGAAGAGGACCCAUUCGGCGCUAGAGGCGCGCCUGGCCUUUGCCAUUCCCCCGCAGCGGGGCACGAGCUGUCCAACAGCGGCGGAUCGAACCUCUCAUCGCCAUCUCUCUCCAGCAAGCACUCGGAAUUCUCAGAAUCGGAUGAAGAAGAGAUCACCGUUUCUUAAUUGAUUUAUAAAAACUCAAAGAUAUGUUUAUAAAAUGGUUAUCCUAUGCGACCAUGUUUGCAAGAGGCUGUAUCCCUUAAUUUAGACCCAACUACUAAAAAAUGUAUUUAUUUCAUAUUCCACAAUAUUUUCAAACAAUGAACUUCUGUCAAAUCAAAUUAGGCUACAUCCAUUAUUCUUUCUUUUAAAAAUAACUGCAGGGUCUAUUUUAUAGAAAGGGCCGGCUCUAGCCUUUUUGGGGGCCCUAAGGGAGAUUUUGUUGGGGGGCCCCCACCAAGAGGGCAUUUUUUUUUAGUUUUGCGUUUUAAAGUACAUUUCCGUCAAUUCUACACAUUUUGACAAGUGGCGAAUUGAAAAUGUUGCAGUUAUAGAGACAGUUUUCAGCAGGUCUACACACUUUGCCAUGGGGUGGAAAGAAAAUGUGGCAAUUUUAUAACACAUUUCAUGCAAUUCUACUCAUUUUCCCAUGGAGUUGUAAGACAUUUUGCAGUUUUAAAGCAAUUUUUCUGCAGUUCUACAAAUUUUGCCAUGGUGUGGAGAGAAAAUAUUGACAUUUUAUAAUAAUGUCAUUAAAUUCUACUCAUUUUGCCAUUACUUGUCAUGUUAAUGAUAGCUGAGUGAGAGUGAUUAAUGGGGCUCUGGGCCCGGUCGGAAUUCGGCCAUGAUUUCUACAAGUUUAGAUGACUGGCUAGACUAACUUACCAAUCUAAAAAUUGUUUGCAGGAAUGGCUAAUUGAGUGACUGUCAGUGACUGACAAAACAAGAGGAAAGCUGCUGAUGCACAACCAAAUUUCAAACUUGCACCUUGUGUAUUCUACUAUUCUAACUCUCAACAGUAAGUUGAGAACCUGACUGAGUUCAAAAAAUUAUAUAUAGUGGGCCCUAGUGGCCCUAAGCGACCGCUUAUAUCGCUUAUGCCUGGAGCCGUCCCUGUUUAUAGGAUAUACUUAGAAAUUAUUUGCUGUUUUGCACAGCUCUUUCAAUUGUACAGUAUUUUGUACAACUAUUUGUAUGGAUAUUUUAUGCCAAGAAAAUGGAGUUACCUGGACUUACAGUUUUUAUUGAAAAGUGUAGACAUUUCGUGCAUAAUUUAUACGGAUUUGUUAAUUCAAUGUACUGUGUGUGUGUGUGUAUAUAUAUAUGUGUUAAUAUUUCACUAAGUUUGUUAUUUCAAUGUACUGUGUGUGUUUGUGUAUAUAUGUGUUAAUAUUUCACUAUGUUUUGUACAAAUACCAAAUAAAAUGUAACAGUUAUUACAUGGUAUAACUUGUUACAAAAUGGAAAUGAACAACAAC